AUGUUCAUGCCAGACUCUCUCCCUGUCCUUCUUCAAGCAACGCGUUUCUUCUUGUCCCCGCAGGCCAUCAAGAAGUUUGACAUGAUUCAGCCGAACGACAAAAUUCUUGUGUGUCUCUCGGGGGGCAAAGACAGCCUGUCCCUACUGCACUGCAUGCACGAGUAUCAGCAAGUCUGCAACCGGCGGCCGGACCUGCCCUCCUUUGAGCUGGGUGCUGUCACCGUGGAUCCUGGUAGCUCCGCCUACAACCCACGACCGCUGAUAGCCUACAUGGCCGAGCUCCGUGUGCCCUAUCUCUACGAGGAGCAAAGUCAGUACCCCAAACUCUAUGUUGCAGUAAUUUGA
Messenger RNA from Spirometra erinaceieuropaei, 345 nucleotides. The record is from the annotation of a GenBank genome assembly. Lineage: Eukaryota; Metazoa; Platyhelminthes; Cestoda; Diphyllobothriidea; Diphyllobothriidae.